Messenger RNA from Topomyia yanbarensis, 1674 nucleotides. RefSeq lists its product as uncharacterized. The transcript is spliced from 6 exons. NCBI's taxonomy places the organism in Eukaryota, Metazoa, Arthropoda, Insecta, Diptera, Culicidae. The coding region runs from base 1 to 1674 and encodes 557 amino acids. The record is from RefSeq and is a predicted model, not a curated record.
AUGUCCAUUUCGUCCCUGUGCGCCAAACAUAGUGAAAGUGCGCGUAGUUUGUCCGGUUUAGUUUGUCCAAACAUCUACGAACAAGAAGAAGGAGAGAGGACAAAAUCACACGCGCGCAGGUCCAAACGCAGGACGAAUUCGAACCCGGCACCGUCACGCCGCCGGGAGGAAGAACGGUCCGUUUCCGUCUAUCGUCGGGAAACCCAACGCAACUUUUCCGGCCGAUUAAAGCAUCAGCAGCAACAAAUAACCGCUGGUCAGAAACCGGCGCGGCCGAUCGAUGUGAUCGCCCAUCAUCGCCCGUCAUCGCAGCAGAACGAUCGACAGCAGCAGAAACCAACAGCAGCAGAACUGUAUCAUCAGCGAGUACUUGAUAUUCUGCCACUUCUUCUGGAAGCUGCUGAAUGCACGAUAGUAAGCCCAGCUCUUCCAAAUGGACCUCCAUGCGGAAGCUUCAAUUCGCAUAAUUUGUACCAUCGAACAGACUACGUGGAAGAAAUCCAAGGCGAAGGUUUUGGGUCAGGCGACUUCAUACAAGGAAGCCGAGAUGCUAAUGUCCAGUUUUCAAAACUGUCAGAUACGGAAUGGACUGAUGACACGGAGACACUAAAAAUAGCAAAGCCGAAGAAAGGGAAGUUCGAGUGCAAAGAGUACAGUUUGGCGGCACCGGAACAUAAUGUGCCGGCUGUUAUUUUGCCAAGUCGCAAUACUCUACCCAUUAACCUCAAUUCAAUGCAAUAUCUAUUGUCCUCUACCACAGCGCUAUCGUCCCAACUGAUUCCGUCAUCGGAAGCACAGUCAUCGUCUUUCAUUCAUGCAGGAAUGCAGCCAAUGAUCGAAACAUCUGAAUUCGUCGAAUUCACCAACACGCCUAGCGGCGAGGAAUCUACGCUAAUCCAGCUGCCGGAUGGUACGAUCGCUCGGGUUAUCGCUAAUGACGAUGUUAGUGCCAAUGUGGGAUGUCCCGAUUCGGCUAAGAGAUACGCGAAACCUUGCUUUCAAAUUGGAGACAUAUGCAAUCGACUCGACAGAAUCGAGAGGGAACUGAUUUUAUUGAAACAUGUCCCAAGCAAGAUAGACACGGUGUUAAAAUUUGCAGCGGACAUAAACAAAUUUCUGAUUUCGAGAACCCAAGUGGAGCAAGUUAGCAUUCAUCAAGAGGAAGACUUUUCAGCAUGCCAGAAUUAUUUGACAAUCAAUGAUAAACAAGAUCUAGUAGCGCUGGAACAAUUGUUAACCGACAGAGAUUUUGCUGCCAAGUUACUGCGAUAUUGCGAAUCGUUAUACAAUUUGUCGGGAAAGAGGGAAGGAAAAACAUUUUUCAGAAUGUUUUUGAGGAAGACAGUCUCACCUAACAUAUUACAAACAUAUUCCUGGAAAGGACAAACUCGGACAAAAAAGGGCGUUGAAGGUAGGACCAACGAGUCUUUUAAAACUACGUGGCCAAAUUUUAUACAAUUUGUGUGUAAAUUGGUUCGUGCAGCAGAUUUUCGUGCAACAGAGGAGUCAACACACAAGGCAUUUUCAGAAUUCCUACGUCAGAAAAAUUCAGAGCUCAAGAGGUACGGAAGUCAAGCUCAAAGAGAUACUGUCCAAAAAAAUAUUGUUAAGAUGGAGUGUGCUAGAGAUUCUUUAUCCGAGAGUGAGUCAUCUACGAAUGACUCCGAUGAUUAA